Agrilus planipennis (emerald ash borer) is the source of this 1156-nucleotide messenger RNA. RefSeq names its product tumor suppressor candidate 3 (gene Ostgamma). Gene Ontology annotation, cellular component: oligosaccharyltransferase complex. The coding region runs from base 224 to 1156 and encodes 310 amino acids. The record is from RefSeq and is a predicted model, not a curated record. The transcript is spliced from 5 exons. NCBI's taxonomy places the organism in Eukaryota, Metazoa, Arthropoda, Insecta, Coleoptera, Buprestidae.
GGCCAUCUAUGGUGGACAUGUACUAGGUUUUGUUUUAAUGGUAUAAUUUAUAGUUAAUUAAAUAAAUUAUCUGAGUUACAAAUCACUAACUUAGAAAAAAGCUGUGAUAAAAACAAGCGUUAAUUAUUAAUGACGUGUAAGUUUUGUUUUGUGCAACGUGCAACUGAAAUUAUCAAGAGGAUAUAAAUAAAACUAGCCUAUUGAAAAUUAGGUUAUUAAAAAAAUGAUGUUAAAACUUGUGGCUGUGUCUUUAUUUCUUUUUAUUGCAAUUAAUUAUGGAGAUGGUCAACAACGAAAAUCAGCACUUUCUCUGGGAGAAAGAGUACAACAUUUAUCAGAAAUGGCCAACAAACGAGCAGUAUUGAAAUUUAAUAGCAACAAAUUCAGAGAAUAUAUAAGAGUUCAACCAAAAAAUUAUUCAAUGAUUGUGAUGUUUACAGCAUUAGCCCCUCAUCGGCAAUGUGUUGUUUGUCACCAUGCAAGUGAUGAAUUUACAAUUGUGGCAAAUUCAUUUCGAUAUUCUCAGGUGUACUCUAAUAAACUGUUCUUUGUUUUAAUUGAUUUUGAUGAUGGUUCAGAUAUAUUCCAAAUGUAUAAGCUAAACACUGCCCCAAUAUUUAUUCAUAUACCUCCCAAAGGAAAAUUGAAGCCUCAAGAUAAUAUGGAUAUUCAAAGAGUAGGGUUCUCAGCUGAGGCCAUUGCAAAGUGGAUUGCUGAGAGAACAGAUGUACAGAUUCGUGUAUUCAGGCCACCAAAUUAUUCUGGAACUGUAGCAUUAGUUGUUUUGUUUACAUUAGUAGCAGGAUUUUUAUAUUUGAGGAGAAACAAUUUAGACUUUUUGUAUAACAAAACAAUGUGGGCAACUGGCGCUGUUUUCUUUUGUCUUACAAUGAUAUCAGGGCAAAUGUGGAAUCAUAUCAGAGGACCUCCUUUCGUACAUAGAGGGCGAGAUAAUGAAGUGGCUUAUAUCCACAGCUCUUCACAUUCCCAAUUUGUAUUGGAAACAUACAUCAUAAUGGUCCUCAAUGCGGCAAUAGUAUUUGGAAUGGUGCUUCUUACUGAAUCAGGGAAAAAAGGUGAUCCAUGGAAACGCAAGAUGUUUGCUGUAACAGGUUUAAUAUUGGUCACAGUAUUCUUUUCAUUGUUACUUUCNUAG